This is a messenger RNA of Sclerotinia trifoliorum, 3936 nucleotides long. The record is from the annotation of a GenBank genome assembly. NCBI's taxonomy places the organism in Eukaryota, Fungi, Ascomycota, Leotiomycetes, Helotiales, Sclerotiniaceae.
CAAUAUGAAUAUUCCUAUUCAUCGGAAAUAUGUGUAGAAAUUAUUGAUAUAUAUUUCUGUACCUGCGCUCUCUCAUUUCAUCUGAACGUGGUUGUUGAUGUUCAUGUACACGUUACAGCACCCUCGUACCCGACAGCAGUUAUAUUAAUCGAACAGCCGAAGAGGAAUCUGAUGAUUUAGACGAAAACAAAGCAAAACUCAAAAUUCAUAGACUGGGGGUAGGAGAGACAGUUAUACUUUCGGGAAAAUAUCCUGUAUCUUGAAGACGUUGAUGAAGGGGUCGAUGCGAAAGUCUGGAACUUCUCCAAUAUCAAUAAGUUGUCCAAAACUAAUAAGAAAAGAUCAGUUGACGAAGAAACAAAAACACGGAAAACCACUUCCCCUGCGUUCAUCAACCUUCCUCAUUCGAUCCUUAGCAUUUCAUGUCCCCAUUCUUAAAAUCCCGACUGCAUAUUACGACGUCACGAUACUUAUAUACAAUUGAACGACUUUUCAAUAUACUUUUUUCUUCUCCAUGAUCGGAUAAGGAGAGUGAGUAUCUUGAAUUCCAAAGCAAGAUUCUAUUCUCCGCCAAAUCUCGGAGACUCCAUCAAUCACUUCGUCUCACUAAAGCAGCUCCAGACGAGAGGAAUAAGAAACACAGCUUUGAUUGAUUACGAGAUAUUUAUUAUACCAGAAUUGUCCUCCAGGUUAUUUAUUAUACGGAGCGUUUCUUCCAGUUCGACAGAUAUCGGUACAUUGUCGAGACCCUGCUACCAACCAUACGAUAAGGCGAUAAAAUAAAUACAUCAGUCUAUAUAUCAGUCUAUAGUCCCCAUACCAAUCUAUAUAUACUCGUACCCAUUCAUACUCAUCAGGUACCAAUACCAAUACCAAUACCAAUACCAAUACCAAUACCAAUACCAAUACCAAUACCAAUACCAAUACCAACACAAAAUCGAUUGUACGACACUUGAUGCAUCGAAUGAAUGGUCUCUCUCACCUCGAUUAUGCUCGAUACAUUGACCACUCAUAACUUGAGACUCUGACGUUCACCCCCGUUGGAUUCCGAGCUAAUCCUUUGAGGCUGUUUUACGGAGUUACCAGCAACUUGCAUCAUCAUUUUCUUCAAGUUGCAUUUUCCCCUUUUCUUCCUUUGUUCCUUGGAGGAAGAGAGGUUCGAAUUGAAGUAGCACCGCAUAGACGGCCCUUUUUUGAAGGGAGACUAAGAUAAAUUAACCAAUCACAGCAGCAGGGUCUUUGAGAAUAAGUGGGUAAUCUUGGGUCCAACUCCAGAGUCCAAACUCUGCCCCUCCAAGAUUUCCCGCGCUUUGUUUUGUGCUACGAGGGUUUUCUCAUAGUCUCAUAGAAAAAAAGAAUUGCCCCGCCUUCCCGCCAAGUUGGCCAGAAACUCACCCAUCCUAAUCAAAAUUACGUCCUCAAUUGGAAAGGGCGACCCGCCCGCCAACUACAAUUCUAAAAAGAAGAAGUUUCCCUCCAUUUCCGAAUGGUAUACUCAUCAUUCUCGUUCUUCUUCUUCUUCUCCUUCUUCUUCUCCUUCUCCUUCUCCUUCUCCUUCUUCUUCCCCUACUUCUUCUACUCCGAACUUUCCUUCAACAAUCCCAACACCGUCACAAUCAACAUACCCAACGCUAAACCUUAACGAAUCCAAAUCAUUUAGAUCCCAUAAGGUAUCGAGACCGGAUCAAAUCAGCCUUGUGCAUUUAGCCUCUGUUACUUUUAUAGUUGUUGUCUUGGUAAAUUAAUCACAAGCUCCCAUUGUCAUGUUGGUUAUUACUAAUUUAUUAUAUAUAGAUUGUUCAAUUCUUAUUCACUGAUACCCCUCCUCUUUAUUCAAUUGCACCCCGCCCAUAUUCACCAACAUCAUACUCUCCUCGAGCCAACUUCUUAGAUCAAGGCACUUGCGAAUCUCCACAUCCAUUUCCUACAGAAGCACCAAUAUCAAGACCACACAAAAUGUCUUUGUUAGCAGAUUCAAAGCGCGUUGCCGCGGAGUUUGAAUACUCGGAUGAGGAUGUGCGCAGAGGUGUUGCGGAAUUCAUCGCGGAGAUGAGUAUGUGUAUCUGCCAACCAACUUAUGACAUGGAACUAAUAUUUCCAUAGAUGAGGGAUUGAAGAAGAAUGCAACAAAUAUGAGCCAAAUUCCUACAUAUGUUACCGGAGUACCUAAUGGCACAGAAAAGGUCGGAAAAGAAGGCCCGCAUUUUUUUUUUUUGCAAGAGCUGAUGAAUCAUAGGGACUUUACCUGGCGGUUGAUCUUGGAGGAACCAACUUCAGAGUUUGCUCGAUUCAGUUGCACGGAGAUACCACAUUCAGUCUCACACAAUCGAAGGUUGCGAUACCAAGGGAUUUAAUGUUGGCGAAGACCGCCUCGGACCUCUUUUCGUUUUUGGCAAAACAAAUCGAACUUUUUCUCAAAACCCAUCACGAGGACCAUUUCGCAGCCCACAUUAGACGUCGCAACACCGUCAGUACACCGGAAGGGUUCAGGGAUGAGCACAUCUUCAGACUGGGCUUCACAUUCAGUUUCCCAGUUCAUCAAAUCGGUAUCAACAGAGGAACUUUGAUUAGAUGGACAAAAGGUUUCGAUAUUGCCGAUGCCGUUGGACAAGACGUAUGUGAAUUGUUACAAAAGGAGAUUGAUAAAUUACAUCUGCCAGUGAAGGUCGCUGCUCUUGUGAACGACACAGUUGGAACCUUGAUGGCAAGAGCAUACACCUCUCCUGGCAAGGCUCAGACUCUACUUGGAGCCAUUUUUGGUACUGGUACCAAUGGCGCAUAUGUCGAGAAACUCGAAAAAUUGACUAAGCCCGUGGGAGGAGAUUUUGACAAAACAACUGGUGAAAUGGUUGUCAACACAGAAUGGGGCUCAUUUGACAAUGGCCUCAAGGUAUUGCCAAAUACCAUUUAUGACCAAAUUCUUGAUAGGGAUAGUGUCAACCCUGGUAUUCAAAUGUUUGAAAAGAGAGUUUCUGGUAUGUUCUUGGGUGAAAUCCUCAGAACCACUCUCAUUGAAAUGAUGAAGAGCCCGAUCAGCACCCUUUUCAAGGAUAAGUCAUCGGCAGAUAACGAUUAUAGCUCGACUACCAAUAUCGAUGAAAAUGGUGCUCUCUUCAAACAAUGGGCUGUCGAUAGUUCCAUCCUUUCAAUUGCUGAAGCUGACAACAGCAUUGGUCUGCGUGCCCUUCGCCAAGAACUUGAGAAGUCACUUGGUGUCUCAGCUGCCUCAUUAGAAGAUGCUCAAACUGUUAAAGAAAUUGCCCAUGCUAUUGGUAAACGUGCAGCUCGUUUAGCUGCCGUCGCAAUUGGAGCUGUUGUUCUCCACACUGGCCGCCUUGAUAACAUACCUGAUGCGAACAAACCAAAAUCAACAACCUCUAUCGUUCAGGAUGUUAAGGAUUUGAAAAUUGCCGACGCAGCAUCAGCUACUGCUAGUAAGCUAGCAGAUGCAGCAGGCUUGAAAGUCAGUGAGGAAGAUAUUAUUGAUAUUGGUGUAGAUGGUUCUCUUGUAGAAUUCUACCCAGGUUUUGAAGAUUAUAUGAGAGAAGCUUUGAGAGCUAUGGAUGGUAUUGGAGCUGCUGGUGACAGAAGGAUCAGAAUUGGUAUUGCUAAGGAUGGAUCUGGAGUCGGUGCCGCAUUAAUUGCUCUUGUGGCGGCAGGAAUGGAGAAGCAACAGGAUUAUAUUGGGGAUUUGAGAAGUAAGUAUAGUGUUAUUACCGAAUAGGCGACAGGCGAAUAAUGGCUGUAUGACUUGGUAUGAGAUGAUUGAUGAAUGAAUGGCUCGUUGUUUAGGUACAACAAGAAGUGAAGUGGAAAUCUGAAUGGGUAGAUGGAUAGGGUCGGUGGUUUUUGGAUGCAUAACAUUUUGGGCAUGCGUUGCUACCAGGUGGCUAUCUUUUAUUUUUACAAAUAUCUUUUUACGGAAUGGAAUAUGAA